Molecule: messenger RNA, 1017 nt
Organism: Saprolegnia parasitica CBS 223.65
Lineage: Eukaryota; Oomycota; Saprolegniomycetes; Saprolegniales; Saprolegniaceae
Exons: 7
Coding region: 1-1017 (338 amino acids)
Molecular function (GO): protein binding
Source: RefSeq, a predicted model, not a curated record
AUGCACGCCUUUCAAGGCGACUGCGUCCGCGCUGUCGGGUGCCUCGACGACUGCUUGCGGCAAGAUUAUGGGUUUGUGGCUGCCCACUUUUUACGUGGCAGCCUGCGCGCGCAGCAGUGCUUGCCCGACUUGGCGCUCGCCGCGUUCCUUCUCGUGCGCAGUAAGGUGCCAUUGUACCCAAAAGUGCAAAGCUCGAUUGGGUACUGCUACUACGUCCUUGGCAACCACAAGAGCGCCAUCAUCGAGCUCACGGCGGCCAUCGCGCAAGCACGCCACGACGCGACGGCGCGCUAUACCCGCGGCCUCGCGCUGCAAGAACUAUUGGCUCUGGACAAGGCGAUCGACGACUUUUCCGCUGCGAUCGCCCUCGACAAGCACAUGGCACCCGCCUACUUUCAGCGCGCGAUUUGCCGCGUGCUGCAACAAGACUAUAGUGGAGCGAGCGCCGACUUGCGCGAGACGGUUCGGCUCGACACGGAUAUGCUGCACGCGUACGUCUUGCUCGGCUAUGUCUGCUACCACAACGACGAGGUGGAGACGGCGGUGGAAGUCUACUCGCAGUUUCUACUUGAGAAAACAACCGACGCCAAAGUACUCGUGUACCGUGGCUUGUGCUACUACCGCCUCGGCGAACUCGACUUGGCGCUGCGGGACCUUCACCGAGCGGUGAAACUCGAUGCGAAACUCUGGUUUGGCUACUAUGUGCUCGCUCUGUGCUAUCACAAAAAGGCGGAUGUCGACAGCACCGCCAAGAACAUUGCGCUCUGUGUCCCGUACUUUAAGGAGGUUCCGACGGCCGCGUCUUGGAAUGUGGCGCCGCCGCUUUGGCACAUCCACACGGUUUUUGCCUACCGCGGAAACGACACAAAGGCCACGCUGCUGCGUCUCGCCAAGUACGCCUGCAAGCACUCGUCGUCUCGACCCCCGCGGCCCGCCGUCGACACGACCAUGCAGAGCCCACGGCAGCUCUACGUGCGCGCGCUCUUCCAUCGUACGGUCCGGCACGUGGUCUUUUGA